GUUCGUCGCGUGCUUGAAAAAAAGCCAUAAUGAACAUAUAACUUUUGAUUCUAAGUUAAAACAAACUACUUCUAACCGUAUUCAACGUUACACCCGCAUAUGCCGGGUGCAGAUGAAAGCGUAUUUGCAUGUGUUCACCUUGCAACACUGGUCGCUUGUGCCAUCGAUUGAAGCCGAACUUGUUGUUUUCCCGCCAUUAACCUGCAGACAUUUGUAAAGAAAUUAAAAAAGAAUUUGCCAUAUCACAACUAAAAUUAGACAAUGGUCGGCAGGCCGUGCAAGCUUUGUCGCUCCAGGGAUAAAGAUAACCUACGCCUCGGAAGCAUCGAAACACUUGGCGAAGUGUUGGUACAUCAGAAUUGUUUGUAUCUAAGCUCGAACCUUUGCCAACGAGGUGACGAUGACGAGGGCAUUUAUGGUUUUAUGGAAGACGAUAUAAAAAGAGAAGCUGAUCGCACUAGAUUCUUGCAAUGCACUUUCUGCUCUAAAUUCGGUGCCAACAUAGGCUGCUGCAAAAAGUCCUGCCACAAGACAUUUCAUACCGGCUGUGGCUACGACAAUGGCGUCCUAUAUCAGUUUUAUGGCACAUACAGGGCAUAUUGCCCAAAGCAUAUUCGUAUGCAUAACUUUCGUCCUGGACCUAAAGAGAUUUGCUUUAUAUGUUUGGAGGCCUUGGCCAUGGUGGGCGAGCGUUUCAGCAUUACCACAAUGAUAUUUUCGCCUUGCUGCGGAAAUGGAUGGUACCACAGAUCAUGCUUGCAGAAGUAUGCGAAUUCUGCUGGAUAUUUUUUCAAGUGCCCAUUGUGCAACGAUGCAUCUAAAUUUCACGAUGUUGCGAGGUGGGGCAUAACAAUUCAAAAUCGCGACGCGUCUUGGGAACUCGAACCAGGAGCGUUCCGUGAUCAAGCAUAUCGCCCUAUUUCGUGCACAGCGGAACUUUGUGUUUAUCCACGUGGCCGCAGCGUUGGAAAUUUGAAAUAUUGCUGUCUGUGCGGUGGUAAUCCGAUUCAUAAUACAUGCAACAAGCCCAAAUCAUCCGGCACAUACAGCUGCAGAGACUGCAAUAUAGUCUCUUCGGCGAAACCAUUAAACACAACUGGAAAUGAAACGCCUUCUGAUGAGCAUGAAGAUUAUAGCACCAUGGACUCAUUGGUUAGGUUCUCUCAUUUAUUAGGAAACAACAACGGCCGGGAUGGGAGUUUGCAUGAAUCCAUUCAUAUUGCGGGCAAAAAGCAAAUCGCUCCAUCCACCGAACCUUCAUCUGAUGAAGACUCUCCUGCCGAAUCCACAGAUUCUGAUAAAAAACCAAAAAAAAGUCGUAUAGAGCGCCGUUCGAUGGAAACAAAAAGUACUACUUCUCUAGAAAGUAAUGACGAAAUCGAUCCGCUUGAUUUAUAUUUCCCGCACUCAAAUACUGACAGCGUUAAAAAACAGGUGCCAGUCGACGAUAUAAGCAGCGAUGAGUGUGACCCGCUCGACAUGGAAUUCCCUAUGCAUGUUAUGAAAACCAAAGACAACUUAAACCCUAACAAAUGCUUAAUACAGAACAAAACAUCAUCGUCUACUUCCUACUUUUGCGGGGACGAUAAUAAAGAAAACAUUAUUGGUUCGACAAAACUAUCACAUGCCCAGUACCAUGAACAAAGUCAGCGGGUACAAACGAACAAAUUACGUCCUGAGUGUGCGCUUCAUGUAGAUGUCGAAAUAAAUAAAGCUGUUCCUUCAAUAGGCACUAAUGGCCCUCAUCAUUCAACAGCUGCUCAAGACUAUGAGCGGAUUCAGAGACAAGGGACUCGAGAAUUACGCGCUCGUUCACGUACGCCUAAAGUGGAAACUAAUCCGUUGCAUUUGCGCAGAGGUCGUUCUCGUUCAAGAGCCUUUUUAGACAUGGCAGAAAGCUCUUCAUCUGAGGACCAGUGCAGGACUCGCACUCACAUAGGAACUCCUUCCCAAAUGGCAGAAGAUUCGGCAACUACUGCAUUCCGUGGAAGUCACAGUCGCACAAGGGCUUCUCUUAAAAUCCCUAAGGAGUCAGCACCUACCGGAGAACGCGAAGGCCGCUCUCGUACAAUAACUACGUCCACAAUAGUCGGAGAUUCGGCUAAUGUUGAUCUGCGUAAAAGCCGCUCUCGGACAAGGGACUCUCUCAAAAUCUGCAAAGAUUCAGCAUCUAUUGAAAUUCACGGAAAUCGCACUCGCGCAACAAUUCCAAAAGUGGACGAACGUUCCCCUCCUACUGAACUGCGCGGACAUCGCUCCCGUAGAAAGCCUUCCCUUACAAUAGACGUAGAUUCUGCAUCUAACGAAUUGCGUAGAUGCCGCUCUCGUAGCAGCACUUCUCAGAGAAUGAUCAGGGAUUCGGCAUCUGUUGAACUGCGCACAAGUCGCUCUCGCAUAACAACGUACAGAAAGGCUGAACAUUUGGUAUCUCCUAAAGAGCGUGGAACGCGAUCCCGCACAAGUACUUCUUGCAGAGCAUCCGAAGAUACAUCAUCUACAGAAGCUCGAAGAUGUCGAGUUUUAAAAAGAUGUUCAGGAACGGACUUUAAUAUGGGCGGGACCCGUUCAGCAGUGCACCAACAGCAAAAUCGUUAUGAGCGUCUUAAAGACAUUGAUCGUUUGGAAUUAGAUAUUUCGUGUAUUGCAAACCGUACACGCAAUCGCGCUGCUCUAAAGGAACAACUGAAAAAAUAACAAAGUUAUACUUUUACAAAUUAUUUAAAGAAGUAGGUUUGAAUAUUUUUUCGUUUUUAUUAUUAUUCUCUUAAGGUUUGAAUAUGUUUUCGCUUUUAUUAUUAUUCUUUAAAUUUCAUUGUAAAAAUUUGAAUCUAACAUAAGUUAAAGAUGUAAAGAUAUUUAAGUUCUUAUUUUAGUAUUUCACAUAUUUAAAAGGCUUCAGUAGCAAAAGCUGUAGUCUGAUUUCUAUGUCA
Molecule: messenger RNA, 2930 nt
Organism: Scaptodrosophila lebanonensis
Lineage: Eukaryota; Metazoa; Arthropoda; Insecta; Diptera; Drosophilidae
Exons: 5
Coding region: 262-2694 (810 amino acids)
Cellular component (GO): nucleus
Source: RefSeq, a predicted model, not a curated record